AUGACCUCAGAUAAAGACAGUGACGAACAGCCGCAGCUGACGGUGGACAUGGGAGAGCAGCCCACGGAGGCCCUGGGGGAGAGUGCGGACGAAAAAGCUGAUUUGGUUUAUGCACUCAAUGACAGGCCGCCUUGGUACCUCUGCAUUCUGCUGGGCUUCCAGCAUUACAUCCUCGCGUUUGGUGGCAUCAUUGCAGUCCCCUUGAUACUGGCUGAGCCCCUUUGUAUACAGCACAACAAUGCUGCCAAAAGCCAGCUCAUCUCCACCAUGUUCUUUGUGUCUGGAAUAUGCACACUUCUCCAAACUACGGUCGGAACCAGGUUACCGAUCCUCCAGGGUGGAACCUUCAGUUUCAUCACACCCACCUUGGCCAUUCUGGCGCUGCCUAAGUGGCAGUGUACCGCUCCGAAGGGGCCGGUGAUUCUGUCCAUGCAGCUGCAUAACAACACCAGCCCGCUGCAAAUGGAAAACAAAGACGACAUGUGGAUGUCGCGGAUGCGUGAGAUCCAGGGUGCCAUCCUGGUGUCGUCGCUACUCCAGGUUGUGCUGGGCUUCUCUGGACUGGUGGGAUUUGUGCUCAAAUACAUCGGACCUCUGGCGAUCGCACCGACUAUCAACCUGAUCGGAUUGUCGUUGUUCAUUGAAGCCGGCAAGAAGUCUGGAGGCCACUGGGGAAUCGCUGCUCUCACGGUCUGUCUGAUCCUGCUGUUUUCUCAGUAUCUCAGCAAAGUGGAUGUUCCACUGAUUGCUUACAAGGAUAAGAAGUGGAAGGUUUUCCAGUAUCCACUCUUCAAACUUUUCUCGGCUUUGCUGGGGAUGUGCUUGAGCUGGUUAGUCUGUUUCCUACUGACGGUCUUUGACGUUCUGCCAUCCAAAUCAGACCAGUAUGGCUUUUCGGCAAGAACUGACAUUAGCCUGGACGCUGUCUCAGACUCCCCAUGGUUCCGUGUGCCUUACCCAGGACAAUGGGGUUUGCCUACGUUCAGCGUAUCGUCCAUCUUGGGUAUGAUGGCCGGAGUCUUGGCGUCCACGAUGGAAUCCAUCGGCGACUACUAUGCCUGCGCACGUCUUGCUGGUGCUCCUCCGCCUCCAACUCACGCCAUCAACCGAGGUAUUGCUGUGGAGGGCAUUGGCUGCAUGCUUGCUGGCCUGUGGGGAACUGGCAACGGGACAACAUCCUACAGCCAGAACAUCGCUGCUCUUGGCAUCACAAAGGUUGGCAGUCGACUGGUCAUCCAGGCCACAGGGCUUCUGAUGAUCAUCCUGGGAAUCUUUGGGAAGUUCGGAGCCGUCUUCAUCACCAUCCCUGAUCCAGUCAUCGGGGGCAUGUUCCUGGUGAUGUUUGGAAUGAUUGCUGCAGUGGGAAUAUCUAACCUACAGUACGUGGACCUUAACUCUUCACGCAACCUGCUCAUCCUGGGUUUCUCCACAUUCAGCGGUCUUGUUUUACCGACCUGGUUUCAUUCCAAUCCUGGCAUCAUUGACACAGGAAUCAAAGAGCUGGAUCAAAUAAUCAUUGUGCUCUUCACCACGCACAUGUUCAUCGGAGGAUUCUUCGGAUUUAUCCUGGACAACACAAUUCCAGGCACGGAUAAGGAGCGAGGGCUGAAGUACUGGCAAGAAGAAGCUAAAGAAGCAGGUGCACACACUUGUGACGUGUCGUGCUACGACAUUCCCUGCUGCAGUUGGAUUUUGAAACGAUGCAGAUGUCUUCAGUACCUGCCCUUCCUGCCAUCCUACAGGACCACACACUAACGCACAUGUGAACAGUCCAACGCUGUCUGACUUGGUACUAUCCAUCCUUUAGUUGAGAUAGCUUUGUAAAACGGAAAAUUGGAUCAAUAGCAACUGUUGCAAUGACACGUAACCUAGUAUGUAAUCGGCCUUAAUAUGUUGGACAUGGGUAAAGUUCUAACCCUUGAUGCUGAGCACUUGAGGGACGUCUUUGAAAUCUUUUGUUGAAUUGUAUAUAGCACUU
Messenger RNA from Synchiropus splendidus (mandarinfish), 1978 nucleotides. Its product is annotated as solute carrier family 23 member 2. The record is from RefSeq and is a predicted model, not a curated record. Lineage: Eukaryota; Metazoa; Chordata; Actinopteri; Syngnathiformes; Callionymidae. Gene Ontology annotation, molecular function: transmembrane transporter activity. Gene Ontology annotation, biological process: transmembrane transport. Bases 1 to 1755 code for a protein of 584 amino acids. The transcript is spliced from 12 exons. Gene Ontology annotation, cellular component: membrane.